GCCGCUUCCUUGGCCUUGUUCCCGAACAUAGCCUACACAACCCUCCAUUUUGCCCCUGCAAAUUUCUCUCUUCUAUCAACGAAUAACAAGUCCUUCUCCUAUCAAUUGUCCCCUGAGCAGUUCCAAAUCGUCCUGGUGCUGCUUCUGCGAGGUUCACAUUGUUCACGCUGCAGCAAACCCGGCUUAUCGCCGUGGAGUAGCAUUAUGGCUGACAUCCCCGGGCGACCAGGCCCUUCUGCGCCUGCGCCGACGAAUGCGCCGACUAAGAAGAAGAAGACGCAUCGUGGCACCAAGGGCAAGAGGAAGAAGGACAGAAGAAAGUCCUUUGCCGUCCAUAACGACGACAUAAACGAAGAGGAGCCCGCCGCAACCGGGCCACACCCCAGCAGCUUAUAUGCACAAGACCGCAACCUCAGUGGUACCAGUCUGGAUAGCGAAGCUCUGCUUGACCACAGAGAUCAGCCGCGGUUCAUGCGACCACGCCGAAGUUCGACCGUCACUCAGAUGCACAACCCUCAACCACCAUCAUCACAAGGCAACACGAGGCUCCGCACCGUCCGCGAUGGAAGCCCUACUGGAGAUGAGAAUGACGGGUCCAAUACGGACGAGAGGGCACCGCUUCUGUCCGCCUCGACCCGUAUGCGCUCCGAGCCGGCCAUGACCUUCCAGGGGUUUGGUGCAAUCGAUACCAGGAAGGAUCGGCCAAAGACUCGACGGGAAUCGAGCAGGGCCAGCGGAAAGAAGGACUUUAGGAAUGCCCCAUUCACCCCCAUUGGUGGCGAGGGCUACGAUGUCAACUAUCCACCAUCGGUGCCCGGGUCUCCGAGGCUCAGUGGGAUGGACAGAGAUAUGAGGUUCGAGGAUGCCAUGUUGAUGGAUGAGCUCACCUCUCCACACGAGGGUAGCUUUGUAGAUGAUCUCCUGCACUCCCCAUCCAGCCAGCAGGGCCAGUCGUCCCCGUAUGAACGCCGGCAUACCUUCUCCUUCCAAGCCGAGGGAGAUGUUUGCUUUCCUCAGGAGGGAAUGUCAGAGCUGGCAGAUGAGGAGGUUCGUGAAAUGCGCGAGCAACGCACACGCACCAGGCGCCGCAAGAAGAGAUGGCCUGUUCUCUCCGUCCUGGAUGAAUGGAGCCGGCUCGAAAAGGAAGGGCGCAGCGAAGAGCGGAGGACCAAGAUGAUCACAGAGCCGCAGCUUGUCAACGGCAGACUGCGCCCUGUCCAUAAAGGCUGGUUCCAGCCCGAAGAGGAUGCGCCCUACCGCUUCACAUAUUUCAACGAAGAGUUCGACAGCACGAUACACAGCUCCACCAUCUCCGAGCUCGUACAGGCAGAGGGGCAAGGAGCUAAUUUCCGGGAGCUCUUCGUGCCGGACAGACCCAUCUUGGAUGACUCCUCAGAAUCGGAGAGCGAGGACGAUGACGCCCAACAGCAGGCUACUAUUAUGCGAAGGACCCUGAGCGGCCAGAAUGGCGAGUCAAAGGCACCCACCCGCCAGGCCUCUGUGACCGCAAGCAUGCGGGGAAGCUCAGAUAUGGCCCGAGACGAGACAAUGUCCCCCAAGACCUCUCAGGAGGGACAGCGGCCCCCCAGGCAUACGUCUGGUGAAGCCACCCCUUCACAGCCGAGGUCCGUGACGUCCGCUCCGCAGGUAAACGAGGAAAAGCCUGUUCGGUACGGAGAGCGACCGGUAUGGUGGCUCGACAUAAUGUGCCCAACGGAUGCGGAAAUGCUGGUCCUCCGAAAAGCCUUUGGGAUCCAUCCGCUCACGGUCGAAGACAUCAUGCUCCAGGAAGCGCGGGAGAAGGUUGAACUCUUCCAUAACUACUAUUUCGUCAACUACAGGACCUUCAACCAAGAUGCGACGAGCGAGGAUCAUCUGGAGCCUGUCAACUUCUACAUCAUCGUCUUUAGGGAAGGCGUUUUGAGCUUCCAUUUCUCCCCCACCCCACAUUCCGCAAAUGUACGGCGAAGGAUCCGCAUGUUGCGAGACUUCAUGGUACUCUCGUCGGACUGGAUCUCAUAUGCAAUCAUCGACGAUAUUACCGAUGUUUAUGGGCCCCUCAUUCAGAACAUUGAGGAAGAGGUCGAUGAGAUUGAUGCUGCCAUCGUCAGGCUCCAUUCUGAAGAGGACCCUACCAAGAAAGAGGGCUCAUCAAAGAAGGAGAAGUCACACCACGAUGCGUCCAAGUCCGAGGCAGGAGCUACGACCUUCGACUCCGGCGGAGACAUGUAUCGCAGGGUUGGAGAGUGCCGCAAGAAGGUCAUGGGGCUGUACAGGCUGCUUGGCAACAAGGCAGACGUCAUCAAGGGCUUUGCCAAACGGUGCAACGAGCACUGGGAGGUUGCGCCGCGUUCGGAGAUUGGGCUGUUCCUGGGCGACAUUCAAGAUCAUAUCGUGACCAUGACUGGCAACUUGAGCCAUUAUGAGAUGAUUCUUGCCAGGUCGCAUCAAAACUACCUCGCCCAGAUCAACAUCCGGAUGAACGAGCGCGCGGAGCAGACUGCCGACGUCCUCGGGAAGCUCACGGUGCUCGGCACCAUCGUCCUGCCCAUGAACAUUAUCACGGGUUUGUGGGGCAUGAACGUGUGGGUGCCUGGGCAGGACUACGAGGACGACCUGACUUGGUUCUGGUGCAUCACCGGCGGACUCGUGAUGUUUGGCCUGGCUUGCUACCUGAUCGCCAAGAGAGUGUACAGGAUUGUGUAG
Diaporthe batatas is the source of this 2706-nucleotide messenger RNA. RefSeq lists its product as uncharacterized. Gene Ontology annotation, cellular component: plasma membrane. The coding region runs from base 205 to 2706 and encodes 833 amino acids. Gene Ontology annotation, molecular function: magnesium ion transmembrane transporter activity. NCBI's taxonomy places the organism in Eukaryota, Fungi, Ascomycota, Sordariomycetes, Diaporthales, Diaporthaceae. The transcript has 3 exons. The record is from RefSeq and is a predicted model, not a curated record. Gene Ontology annotation, biological process: magnesium ion transmembrane transport; intracellular magnesium ion homeostasis.